AAGUGCGCCUGCAUGACAAGUGUGGCGUUUCCCAGGGUGCGUGAACGUCACUGUGGCGCCCCCUUCAACAUCCUAUUUUCGCCCAUGUGAUUUUAACAAUCCCCAGAUUACAAACUUCCUCACAACAACAAUGGACUUUUCUUCCUUUGGACCCUCAGGGAGAGGCGUAGCUCCAACGGAACACAAUAAAAGAAAGAUGGUGAUGUGUGCUGUGGGAAAUAUAUCCAUAAUGCCAAGUCUAAAGGUCAACCAUUGAUGCUCAAAUGUGUGUUAAAGCGCACAGGAGCAUUGGCGCUGCAUACAUGGUGACAGGAGGAGGAGGAGGAGGAGGGCGGGUUGACUCAGCCAGCUGUUGGAGGGCAGCGCUCUCCUUCUUCAUCAGCUUGAUGACAUCAGCGCACACACUUCUCCACUGGAUCAGACGUCUCUAUCUGUGCGUCAUUGAUGUGCAACUCUUCCCGCCAACAAUAAGGUGCAUCUCAAAGGUGAGCCGACGGGCAAAGUGUCAGACUACAGUCAAAAUGGGAAGAAAGAAAAUACAGAUUUCCCGCAUUCUGGACCAGCGAAACCGACAGGUGACAUUCACCAAGCGUAAGUUUGGCCUGAUGAAGAAGGCCUACGAGCUGAGCGUGCUAUGUGACUGUGAGAUUGCCCUGAUCAUCUUCAACAGCACCAAUCGUCUGUUCCAGUACGCCAGCACCGACAUGGACAAGGUGCUGCUCAAGUACACGGAGUACAGCGAGCCGCACGAGAGCCGCACCAACACUGACAUACUGGAGACACUGAGGAGGAAAGGACUGGAUCUGGACGGCUCUGAGGUGGACUGCGAGGAGAGCAUGCAGGUGACCACCCAUAAUGGUGACGGCAUGGACUUGUCUGUGGGUCGCCAGCGCAUCUCUGCUCCAUCCCUACGGUCACCAGAAGCUCAGUUCCUGGUUUCCGAAACCAGCUUCCCCAUCUCUUCCGGACCCAGCAUGGCCCCCCACAGACCCCCUGCAGGCUUUAAAUGUGUCAGCCCAGGUUCAGCAGCACCUCACACCUCCUUCAUGCAGCCCCACUCAGGUAUCGGCUACUCCGUCUUCUCCCACGUGAGCCGAGGACUGGACCUGAAGAGUCCUCUUCCUCCUCCCCCUCCCACUUUGACCCUGCCAGGUGGUGAUGCUGCCUAUCAGGGUUCCCGUGCGGCCCAAACCCCCUCUAUGAGCAGGGGGGUCUUGUACCAUGGCCUACAUGGUGCCAGCUCAGUGGUGGCCAUGGGCAAAGCUGGGCUGCUGGGCCACGCCUUGGCAGGCUAUGGCCUCGCCUCCCCUGGAGUUUCUGAUUACAGCCAACCAAGUUUUUAUCGCUCUGUUAGUCUGCAAAGAGGAGCAGUAAACUCCUGGCAAGCAUCACAGCCUGCGCACGAGCUCCAGGGACCUCAUGUUAGUCAAGGGAUGUCCACUGGAGGCUGCUCUUUCCCCUCUCAGUCUUGCUCCUCCACCUUGACACACAAUCCCAGCCUCAGCAUCCACAUCAAAUCAGAGCGUAGCUCUCCUGAACACAUGACCUCGCCCGCUUCCUCUCCCAUGAGUGGGCCCAUCCCGGUUUGCCGCACCCCCACAGAAGACCCCCAGGCCAAGGCCGCUUACUUGCAAAAGGAAGAGGGAGGCGGGAUGUCGCUGAGGCAGGAGAUGUGCGAGGCGUGGCAGAGAUAGCUCCAUACACGGGUGGACACUUCAUUAGGUACAUCUGGUCAGUCUGAUACAUCCAGUACAAAUGCAGCAUUUUUGACAAUAGUUUAGAUUGUGCAUGUGUACCUAAUGAAGUGUCCAGUCCCCAUCAUCCCACAGGCAAGUGUCUCAAGUGAGAGCUGGUCUCUUCCUGCGUGAUGGGACACACCUCACCACUAGUUUGUUCACAUGCACACCUUUUUCUUGUAUUUAUCUAGUUUUAGUUGGUUUUGUUUGGCACUUGACUAGUUAAAAAAAAAAAAGUAUGAUUUUAUUACCAAUUAAAGGGAUCUCUAUUUGUGGCACAACCCAUGUGACAGGAAAAUAAAUGAAAAUAUUUUUGUUUAUUAAGUCAGACAAAAGUACAAAUAAAAGCCAAAUCUAUACAAUAAAAUACACACCAUGCAAACAUUGCAAUUCACAGCAUUGAAGAUGAUCAGAGCAUUUCCAUUCAGAAAACACAAGCGAGAUACAAACAAGCAACUUUCAAUUUAAGUUCCCUGUCGGAUGAAAAAAGUCCAAGUGUCAGCACUAAAUUAAAAACACACAUUUAAGGUGCUCCAGGUAAAAAUGUUGCCAUGGAGUCGUGACUUAAUCGCCUUCAAUAUGUAAAAUACUGCCAAAAAUGGAGUAAAUCACUUUCUUUCAUUGACUGAAAAUCCCUGAGUUUGCAGGCACUUGGGAAUUCGAGCAGGAACAUUUAAAAGUGUUAAAACCACAACUUAAAAAAAACAACUUUAUAAAUAGCACUCUUGAAUCGGUUCUUUACUAACAGGGACCACACUCUCUAAAAAGUCCCCAUGGCUUGAAACUGUGAGGUUGUGACAGAAAACACGCAUGCAUAUGACCUUUGACCUCCUCAUGGCUACCAAAAGUAUCUAAAUAGAAAGUUAGACAACUAUGUUGCCUUACAGAGAAAACUCUUGCCAUGCAGACUGAGCAGCACAUGCAUUGACAUCAUCUCAGGAAAUAAUUCUCAAAUUGUGGUCCAAGCACCACCGAUGGUACACAGGCUCCAUCUAGUAGUACUCAGGAACCACUUUUUUUUUUUUUUUUAGGUUGUAAAGAAGUUUGAAAAUCAUCGCUUUAAGGCAGGGGCACCAACAUACUGAACAUCUGAAAUAGUCAGGAGCCAUCCUUAAACAUUUAAUUUCAUAAACAGACUAAAACCCAUGUAGAUAUAGACUACACUUAAAAAAUGUUUCACGUCUUUUGUGGUAUGAUUAUUAGUAUUAUUUUGUCAUUAAAUUUCAAAUUUUUGCUCUUUUUUUGGAAUUAAGAUAUGAACUCGGUCGGGGUCAGCAACACUUUGGACACCCCUGCUUUAUGGGAUUGCUUUUA
Molecule: messenger RNA, 3050 nt
Organism: Nerophis lumbriciformis (worm pipefish)
Lineage: Eukaryota; Metazoa; Chordata; Actinopteri; Syngnathiformes; Syngnathidae
Gene: mef2b
Product: myocyte enhancer factor 2b
Biological process (GO): cell differentiation; positive regulation of transcription by RNA polymerase II; heart development
Molecular function (GO): protein dimerization activity; histone deacetylase binding; RNA polymerase II cis-regulatory region sequence-specific DNA binding
Source: RefSeq, a predicted model, not a curated record